AUGGCAGAAGACAUGAUCCAGAAGGUUGUCUCCACUUUGAGAGCCAACCCUGCUUUGACAGGCCUCAUUACAACGGCAGCCGUUGGUGUCGCAUGGACUGUGAAUGAUUUCCUGGAAUGGAAGUCAUUUGGCACUGGUGGAACGCCGCCGACUUGGGCCGGGUACUGGAAGAUUACCAAGCUGCGCGUUAACGCACUUCUCCGCGGAGAUGACCUCCUAGAUACAUCUGUCUUGAGCAGGUCUGGCCCAGGCUACCUCGUCAACCUGCCCAGACGUUCUGGCUCACGCCCCAAGCUGAUGCCCCGCAUCCUGCCCCAGAGACAGGUCCCCGAGCAGAUGCUUUCAACGGCUUCACGCACGCAGCUGCACGCACUCGUCACCAGCAUCGCUGCCUCUCGGCCUGACCUGUUCGAGAUAAAGCCUUCCCAUACAGAGGGAAAGACCACCGAGGGUUUGUAUGCGCGCAAAGACGUCGAGACACUCAACCCUAUUGCUCGAGACCCGGUUCUGGAUCACGAGAUCGCCCACUCGCAUCCUGCUGAGGACAGCCUUCAUGUCUGGCUGUCGGAUCGUGAUGCAAUAGAUGUCAUUGAGAAGGGCUGGGGCCAACGGUUCUGCUUGCCGUUUGUGAAGAGCGGGUGGACGAUGGUGUAUGCUCCGAGAAACCUGGAGGAAGUCCAAGUUGUUGAGUCUAUUGUAAAGGCAGGAGCGAGCUUCAUCACGGGGACUGAAGUCUAG
Molecule: messenger RNA, 738 nt
Organism: Neoarthrinium moseri
Lineage: Eukaryota; Fungi; Ascomycota; Sordariomycetes; Amphisphaeriales; Apiosporaceae
Exons: 3
Coding region: 1-738 (245 amino acids)
Source: RefSeq, a predicted model, not a curated record